This is a messenger RNA of Fomitopsis serialis, 1873 nucleotides long. RefSeq lists its product as uncharacterized. The transcript has 13 exons. The record is from RefSeq and is a predicted model, not a curated record. The coding region runs from base 149 to 1678 and encodes 509 amino acids. NCBI's taxonomy places the organism in Eukaryota, Fungi, Basidiomycota, Agaricomycetes, Polyporales, Fomitopsidaceae.
AGGCUCACGGCAAGGCAGUCAUGGAGCGAUAUCUCUCGAACAAUUCAAUGAACUCCGAAGUGAUUUUCUUGAAGCGGCGUUCAUACCGAAGGAGAGUAGCGAUUCCCUCCGCACGGAGCUCGUUUCAAUCAGUGACCGCAUGCGUACGAUGCAGAGUUCGCUCCAAGAGCUGGUGUCUCACAUGACGCACGCUCCUACCAGGGACUUCAAUGGAACGCAGGACGGGGCCCACAUAAGGACAACACAACCGGAGUUCAGCACUUCGAAGAAGUACGUUGACGAGUUGCAACAGCAACUAGCUGUCGCUCGAGACGAGCUCGUCGACGCACAUGGUGUGAUGGGCCGUCUUGAAGACGAGCGUGUCAAAAACGAGGCACGGGUGUCAGACCUGGUCAAACAGCUUUUCGCUGCACAUGUCGAGUCCAGCGAUCUCCAAGAGCUUCUCAAAGGAGCCCAAGAAGCCUGCUCCACGUCUCAAUCCCAAGCCUCAGGAAUGGAGGUGGAGAUGGGGUUCCUCCGCGAGGAAAAUGGGCAACUGAAACGAAAGAUUGAGACGCUCACCGUUGAGUCAAACCAACGACAGCUCCAUCUCGAACAAUUGAAUGAGCGCUUCGCUUCUACGAUCGCUCAACAUGAGGAAGAGGUGGCUUCAUUGUGUAUGGCCGUCGAAGUAGUGAAGGAUGCAUCCAGCCGGCCUGGCCUCCUGGGUACUGUCCGCAACAAGGUCGCUCAAGUGUACAAAGGCGUUGGUGGAUAUCUACCCCAACAACCCGCGACGAAUCCAGCCGACCCGGCGGACGAUAGGGAGCCGCCUCGGACAUCAGUCCUCGUAGAAGAGCCACAGUCGGACGUGAACGGCGAGCCGUCUACUACGGCGCUCCAACCUGGUAGCGAAUCCCUGGUCGAGGAUGAUGCUACCGUUGGCGACUCGGGCUCUAGUACGGCAGGGUCUAUGGUCAGCCUGACCGAGUUCGCAUCGAGCCCUGCGCUGGAAGAGUCAGAACACAAGGUCGUUCGAUCCGAUGCUCCUCCUGGUGCCGACGCAUCUCAGUCUGGUGAACGGGGGCCGGUCUCAAUGACCCAGACAGGCAGCUCUGGCUCUGGCUCUCGCCCAGCUGGCGAGAUGAUCGUUGCUGGUCCCGCACAGGCUAAGGGCAGGAGGAUCGAAGACGUUCUCACGCCGCUUCCUAUGAAAGUUAUCACUCAAGCAGCCCUAGACCACUUGCAAAGGACAUGCGGAUUCAAUCACGUUCUCUUUGUUACUGCUUCUGAUUUCGUUCCUGGAGAAUCCAUCGAGGAUUCGUACUUCAUCAAGCCGUCCAUGGUCUGUCACAAUGGACAGUGGGCACCGUGUAAGAACAAAGCCUUCAACAAGCGCAUCGCAAAGGGACAAAUAGACUUGAUCGCCCACCUUGGCGGUGCCCCCUAUUACUUAGGAACAUACAUCAUCACGGACGACCCAGAGCCCACGACGGCUGAAUACUUUCAGGGACUUCCUGACGUCACCCAACGAUGCCUAGUCACGGCCACAGGACCAAAGAAUGAAGCUCCGGAUAUAAUGUCACGCUACCAAAAUGGUACACUCACUGCCCUCAAAUAUCGAGCCCGCCGCGUCGACCUCAACGGAACGUUGGACCAAUAUCUACGCUCUGCCCUGGGAGGAGCUGGCAGGGCAUAGAUCCCAUUUUAUUGUUUCACGUGUGAGACUAUUCACACUCUCAUGGACAUCGUUGUUAUAAUAUCCACCCUGUGAAUUAUUGCGAGUCCACCGUUGGCACUCAAGCAAAUUUGAAGGCCCUGCGUUGUAUAGGAAGUAUGUACCUUCCGUUAUGCAAUACCGAAGCCUGCAGCCCUCGCUGUUACUGGAGACGGC